UCGAUGGCGUCUAUCACCGGAUCGACCAUCAAGAUCGCGGCCGGACCUCGCUUUGCGAAGCAGAGCAAGGUAGUUAGUGGUUUCUCUGGCCAGAAGUUGGUUUCUUUCUCUGGUCGUCAAAGCUUUCCAUCAGUGCGGUUGCAGCGCCUCCAGAUUUGUUGUGCUGCAAAACCAGAGACAGUUGACAAGGUUUGUCAAAUAGUGAAGAAGCAGCUUGCACUUACCGAUGAUACCUCCGUCACAGGGGACUCAAAAUUUACUGAUCUCGGUGCUGACUCGCUUGACACGGUUGAGAUCGUGAUGGGUCUUGAGGAGGCCUUCGGCAUCAGUGUUGAGGAGGACAGUGCUCAGAGCAUUGCGACCGUGCAGGAUGCUGCUGAUCUGAUUGAGGAGCUUGUUGCGAAGUCAUAAAUUAGUGAACUUGUCAGUUAGAAAUGGAGGGGUCUCGUCUUUGUUUUCCAUUUAUAUCUUAGUUUAUCGUAGCUUAUCAUCAUUGUUACUGGGAAACUUUUGCAGCGACUUCUGAGUUAUCUAGUGUGUCGUGGUGCCAAACUGUUGUAACUUCUUUCAUCCGUGCUAUUUGAAUUUUGAGUUAUUAUCAAUAAGAUAAUACCUACCCUGUUGGAACUAUUUCAAUAUUAAUUUCUGGUUUAGU
This is a messenger RNA of Asparagus officinalis (garden asparagus), 655 nucleotides long. RefSeq names its product acyl carrier protein 1, chloroplastic-like. The record is from RefSeq and is a predicted model, not a curated record. Bases 4 to 411 code for a protein of 135 amino acids. Gene Ontology annotation, molecular function: phosphopantetheine binding; acyl carrier activity. Gene Ontology annotation, biological process: fatty acid biosynthetic process. Lineage: Eukaryota; Viridiplantae; Streptophyta; Magnoliopsida; Asparagales; Asparagaceae. The transcript has 4 exons.